Messenger RNA from Pseudocercospora fijiensis CIRAD86, 1143 nucleotides. RefSeq lists its product as uncharacterized. The record is from RefSeq and is a predicted model, not a curated record. Lineage: Eukaryota; Fungi; Ascomycota; Dothideomycetes; Mycosphaerellales; Mycosphaerellaceae. Gene Ontology annotation, biological process: regulation of transcription by RNA polymerase II. The annotation marks the transcript as partial. The transcript is spliced from 2 exons. Gene Ontology annotation, molecular function: DNA-binding transcription activator activity, RNA polymerase II-specific; zinc ion binding.
CCCAAAGUAGGCCACAAGAAGUCUCGCAAUGGUUGCCAGACCUGCAAACUGCGCAGGGUGAAAUGCGAUGAGAAACAGCCUGCAUGCUCGAUAUGCCUUCGUCUGGGCCUGGAUUGCAUGUAUGUAACGCCUGAGCCAACUCGAGCGCGCACAAGGACACGCAACACGGCACCAAAAUCGUUACAACCGCCUCUAUUGUCCACACAGGAUUCAGCUACUGAGGAGUCCGAGCAAAGGCGCUAUAUGGAGUUACGGCUUCUUCAUCAUUGGAUGCUCCAUGUAUCGCGACCUUUCGGAAUGACAUCUCCCCCGAGCUGGAAGGAACUCUGGUAUGGGGAGGUGCCCCAAGUUGCACUUACCAACAAGAACGUUCUCUACGCGCUGUUCACAAUGACAGCGACGCACCUUCUGGGAAGCUGGCCUCAUGAUGCGGCACUCUACCGAGCACGCGAGAAUUACUGGGUUUGGGCACUUCGCGAACAGCGUGCGGCAAUCACGGAUCUGGACAAUUCCAACACCGAUGCGGUCGCAUUCGCAGCACUAUUGAUAUCAAUGAACUCGCUUGCUAUGCUCCAGGAGCGCCCUUUGGAACCAUACUCACCACCGGCAGAUUGGCUAGAGGUUGGAAGAGGCGCAUUCACCGUCUUGCCUCCUCCUGAAGCCGUCAGCGAAGGCACGGGGCUCAAAGUUUUGAUGGACACUACCGCCAACAUCUGGCAGGCAAAUGUGACGUUUGAUGCUGAUAUGCAGCGCGAAUUCGGCGCCAUACUGAACCGGGACAUACCAUCUACCGACACUUGGGAUCAGGAGACAUGUGAAGGCUACGAGAAUGCGCUGAGCUACAUUGGCUCAUUCCGGCGUGCGGUGCUAGCCGGUGAGCCUGCAGACAUCAACCUGCGCUGGAUAUGCAUGUUCCCGUUCAUGGUUCCCAGGCAGUUUGUCGAUUUCGUCAGUGAAGGCAGACCAAGAGCUCUAGUGACGCUGGCAUACUUUUUCGCCGUGGUCGGGCACACAGAUGCCUUGAAGUAUUUGGGAAAUACCGGCCAGCAUACGACAGCGCGGCGAGAGAUCCACGCAAUCAGAAACGUGCUACCACAGGAAUGGCAAAGUCUGAUGGCGUGGCCAAUGAAUGAGAUCUCAGCA